AUGGAUUGUGCAACACGUGGCACGGGCCUUGCUGAGUUGUUACCAUACAUGUGCGCAGCCACUCUCGUGCGUCUUGCCAACCGCAGUGUGCCUCGCGUCAUGGAUACCGUCGCCGCUCGUCUCGCUGCCACACGGCAGGUAGCGCCGGCAGCAGCGCUUCGCUCUCAUCCUCGCCGCACUCCCGUCGCAACUCUUAGUUCUCUCUCCCGCGUUGGCCCGCAGCUACUGACACGCUGCCACGUGUCGCCGUCUCCGUCGCAUGGCGUUCGCGCAGCGUCGUCGGGCUCCUCGACUCAGCUGUCGUCGGAUUUCGUCAACUCGCAGCUGCGACACUUCAGUGGGCGACCCCUGUCACCAGCCCUAGCUCAGUCGCCAGGAGUGGCGCCUCGACGGCGCUUCCACCGUUCUGCACCGUGCCGCGCUGCCGCCAGUGGAGGGAGGAUAAGCCAGGGCGAGUUCACGGAGGCGGCGUGGCAGGUGAUAAUUGCGUCGCCGGAGGUGGCGAAGGAGAGCCGGCAGCAGAUCGUGGAGACGGAGCACCUCAUGAAGGCGCUGCUGCAGCAGCGCAACGGCCUCGCGCGCCGCAUCGUCGCCAAGGCCGGCAGCGACGGCACGGAGCUCCUCGCCGCCACCGACCGCUACAUCGCGCGCCAACCCAAGGUCUCGGGCGAUUCGAGUCAGAUGUUGGGGCGCGAUCUGGAGGCGCUGAUAGAGCGCGCGCGCGGCUUCAAGGCGAGCAUGGGCGACGAGUUCGUGUCCAUCGAGCACCUGCUCCUCGCCUUCUGCGGCGACAGGCGCUUCGGCGAGAAGGCGCUGCGCGACGCGGGGUUGUCGCAGGCGGCGCUGGAGAAGGCCGUCGCGGAAGUGCGCGGCUCGCAGAAGGUCACCGACCAACAGCCGGAGAACAAGUAUGAGGCGUUGGAGCGGUACGGGCGUGAUCUGACGGAGAUGGCGCGGCAGGGCAAGCUGGACCCCGUGGUGGGGCGCGACGACGAGAUCCGCCGCGCCAUCCAGAUCCUCUCGCGCCGCACCAAGAACAACCCCGUUCUCAUCGGCGAGCCUGGCGUCGGCAAGACGGCUAUUUCAGAGGGCUUGGCGCAGCGCAUAGUGCAGGGCGACGUGCCAGAGGCGCUUAUCAACCGCCGGCUGAUAUCGCUGGACAUGGGAGCGCUGAUCGCGGGAGCCAAGUUCCGGGGCGAGUUUGAGGACCGGCUGAAGGCGGUGCUCAAGGAGGUUACGGACAGCAACGGUGGCAUCGUGCUCUUCAUUGAUGAAAUCCACACCGUUGUUGGCGCCGGAGCAAGCGAGGGAGCCAUGGAUGCAGGCAAUCUGUUGAAGCCCAUGCUGGGUCGCGGAGAGCUGAGGUGCAUUGGAGCGACGACGCUGGACGAGUACCGCAAGCACAUUGAGAAGGACCCCGCCUUGGAGCGCCGCUUCCAGCAGGUGUAUGUGGGACAGCCGUCCGUGCCCGAUACUGUCAGCAUUCUGCGAGGGCUGAGGGAGCGCUACGAGCUGCACCACGGGGUGCGCAUCAGUGACAAUGCUCUGGUUGCCGCGGCUACCCUGUCGGAUCGCUACAUCUCCGACCGCUUCCUUCCGGAUAAAGCGAUCGACCUGGUGGACGAGGCAGCAGCAAAGAUCAAGAUGGAGAUCACAUCGAAGCCCACGGCACUGGACGAGGUGGACCGUGCCGUGCUCAAACUCGAGAUGGAACGCCUCUCCCUCGGCAACGACACCGACAGGCUGUCCCGCGAGCGCUAUGAGCGGCUGGAGAACGAGCUGAAAUCCCUCAAGACCCGCCAGGCGGAGCUCACCGAGCAGUGGGAGCGCGAGAAGAGCGUGAUGUCGCGCAUCCAGAGCAUCAAGGAGGAGGUGGACCGCGUGAAUGUGGAAAUUGGCCAAGCCGAGCGCGACUACGACCUCAACCGCGCCGCGGAGCUCAAGUACGGCAACCUCAUCUCGCUGGAAAAGCAGCUCUCCGACGCCGUGGCGGCCCUGAACGAGUACCAGCAGUCGGGGAAGUCCAUGCUGCGCGAGGAGGUGACGAGCAGCGAUAUUGCGGAGGUGGUGGCCAAGUGGACGGGCAUCCCGGUGGACAAGCUGCAGGAGUCGGAGAGGGAGAAGCUGCUCAAGCUCGACGACGAGCUCCACAAGAGGCUCAUCGGCCAGGAGACGGCCGUGACAGCGGUGGCGGAGGCAAUUCAGCGGUCGCGCGCUGGGCUGUCGGAUCCCAACCGCCCUAUCGCCAGCUUCAUGUUCAUGGGCCCUACUGGUGUGGGUAAAACCGAGCUGGCGAAGUCCCUAGCGGCGUUCCUGUUUGACAGUGAGGAGGCACUGGCGCAUGGGGACGUCUUCAACGUCUUCCUGCAGAUUCUGGACGACGGGAGGGUGACGGACAGCCAGGGGCGCACGGUGUCGUUCCGCAACACAGUGAUCAUCAUGACGUCCAACGUGGGCUCGCAGUACAUCCUGCAGGCGCUCGACCACCAGGCCGCUGACAAGGACGUGCAGUACCAGGUGAUGAAGGAGCGAGUGAUGGAAUCCGCCCGCGCCAUCUUCCGCCCCGAGUUCAUGAACCGCAUCGACGACUUCAUCGUCUUCCAGUCGCUCGACGCCGCGCAGAUCACACGCAUCGUACGUCUACAGCUGGCGCGCGUGCAGCAGCGCCUCAAGGACCGCAAGAUCCGCCUCCAUGUCACCGACGCCGCCGUCGACCACCUCGGCCACCUGGGCUAUGACCCGGCGUACGGUGCGCGCCCGGUGAAGCGGGUGAUUCAGCAUGAGGUGGAGAAUGAGCUGGCCAAGGGGAUUCUGAGGGGGGAUUUCGGGAGGACGAUGUGGUGGUCGUGGAUACGGAGAUUGUGGUGGGGAGUGCAGCUCCGACCUACGCCUCGUGCGACACCGCUUUCACUCUGCGAUCGCCACGCCUCUGACAAAGCGCGCGCUUCUGAAAGAGUCAGCGCGCUCGCAGCCAUGGCGCUGGCGCAGCAGCGGCGCGCCGCGGUGCUGUCCUAUCCGCCGUUGAAGCGGCGGGGCGCGGCGGGGUCGUUGGCGCGCGUGAUCGGCGACGACGGGCUCCGCGCCGAUGGCCAGUCGCUGGAGGAGAGCCGCGCCGCGUUUCUCAAGGCAAAGACGGUCACACAGGCGGCGGGGUCGGCCUAUGCGGAGUUUGGCGGCACCAAAGUGAUUUUUUCAGUGUGA
Messenger RNA from Closterium sp. Yama58-4, 3201 nucleotides. NCBI's taxonomy places the organism in Eukaryota, Viridiplantae, Streptophyta, Zygnematophyceae, Desmidiales, Closteriaceae. The record is from the annotation of a GenBank genome assembly.